UUGAUGUCUCGAAGUCAAAUGUCUGACCGAUUUGUACGGUGUCUCAGUGAAACUAUAUGAAUGUUGUGAUGUCUGGUGUGCCCAUUGAAACUAUUGUGCACAAGUUUAUUUGAUAGAAAUGUGAUAGAGCUGGAAGGCAACAUUCUGAGAUCUGCUUUAGUAUUUGUGGCGGCUUCACUGGUGACGUAGGGUCUCCAUUGUAUCUGUGUCCGAGCUACGACCUUGCAAGGCAAAAACAUGAUAGAAGUUAAGAUCAACGAGGUACGGAGACUUCAAACCGAUAUGGUGUUUAAAAUACUCUGAAGAUUUCUGUCAGAUAAAUAAGUCAAGGGUUUUAAUAAUUCACUACUUACACGAUGUCGGCUAGUCAACUGCUGGACUCUUGUGUCUUGGUUAAUAGAAGAGUGGAACAAAGGCAAGAGCAUACCAUCACUCACACUGAAAUAACCCAAAGGCGAGUAUUACACGAGAAGGUUCCAGAAAUGCAGCAGUAUAAGGGUCCCGAUGUGUCGAGCUCAUUGAACGAAGGUAUUUACCACACGCACAGCAAUGGACACUCUGAGCAUUCGCCAAAUUCAAGUCACAUGUCUGUACAUAGUGAUGAGCCUUUAGUACGAAACCAGAAGCAGCAGACGAGCCAGCAGGUCACCAGUGUGACGAAGGUAGUCAGAGAGGUGCAACAGUUGGGUGAACAGUCGGGCGAGUACAUUCCGGUGCUGUAUCCACACCCGUCACAAUACGUCGACUACAUAGAACAACCAUCGCAACACAUGUAUUCACAGUACCAUCAGCAUCCACAUUAUCAAGACUAUGACCAUUACCCCCCUAAUCCGUACGGGGCUUACAUGGCAUAUGGACCGGGGGCGGAAAGGGCCACCACGUCCCCCAGUCCCAGUGAACACAGCGGUGAUCCCUCGCCUUUGCCCCUAGCGGCGCAGCCUAACGCCCAGUAUCUCACCAGUGGAUACGACGAACUACCAGAACAUUACAGGGUAACACCAUCACCAGCAGGUCCAAUAGGCUUAGAUCCCUACCAAGAUGAUCCGGGAGUUGUGUAUGGAUACGUGUCACCAUCACCAUAUGGUACAGCUCCAGCCCAUCCCAUCCAAGGUUCAACAUACGAUACACGUCCUUACGAAGACAGUUUAAACGGUCCUGUCCCCGUACCAGUACCCGUAGGACCGACGAUGCGCAUGUUCGAAGAUGAGGAGCUUUCGAAGCACAUCAACAAAAUGUCAUUGCAUGGCCACAACACGCACCCCAGAUCACAUAACAUCUCUUCGCCGGGCAGCAUUGGGGGUGAUGACGAACAAAGGGGGAUGCGCUGGCGCGAUCCCAAUUUGACUGAAGUGAUUGGCUUUCUCAAUAACCCCAACAAUGUGAUCAAAGCUAAUGCUGCCGCCUAUUUGCAGCAUUUGUGUUACAUGGAUGACCCCAACAAACAAAAGACUAGGGCAUUGGGAGGCAUUCCUCCUCUUGUGAAAUUAUUAAGCCACGACAGCAUAGAAGUAUACAGGAACGCGUGCGGUGCCCUAAGAAACCUUUCUUACGGCCGACAAAACGACGAGAACAAACGGGCAAUUAAAAAUGCCGGAGGCAUACCCGCGCUUAUUACUCUAUUGCGCAGGUCAAACGAGCCCGAAAUUAAGGAGUUAGUCACCGGCGUCAUUUGGAACAUGUCGUCGUGCGAAGACUUGAAGAAAAACAUCAUCGAUGAUGGCGUUCUUACGAUUGUAACCUACAUAAUAAUUCCGCAUUCGGGGUGGGAUCCUCAGGGCAAUCACGGUGAGACUUGUUGGUCGACUGUUUUCCGAAAUGCUUCCGGAGUCCUCAGGAACGUCAGUUCGGCCGGUGAAUAUGCACGAGCCAAAUUGAGGGAAUGCGAGGGAUUGGUGGACGCAUUGUUGUUUGUUGUACGUUGUGCCAUAGAGAAGUCAAAUAUAGGAAAUAAAAUCGUCGAGAAUUGCGUCUGCAUACUCAGAAACCUUUCGUACAGAUGCCAGGAGGUCGACGAUCCGAACUACGAUAAGAAUCCUUUGCCCACCCAAAGCAGAGUUGCGGCCGCCAACUCGUCAAAAGGUGAGAAUUUGGGAUGCUUUGGUGGAAGUAAAAAGAAAAAGGAAUCGCAGUCCACAAAUUCGGAUAAAGACGGCCAAUUCGGUGGAUCAGUCUCUAAUUCGGGAGGUGUUGGAAGUUCCGCAUCACGGGGAGAGCCUGUGCGAGGCAUGGAACUGUUGUGGCAACCAGAUGUUGUCCAGUCUUACCUGGCCCUUCUGCAAAGUUGUUCGAACCCUGAAACGCUGGAAGCGGCGGCGGGAGCCCUUCAAAACUUGGCAGCUUGCUAUUGGCAGCCCAGUAUAGAAAUACGAGCAGCCGUACGUAAAGAGAAGGGUCUGCCAAUAUUGGUGGAGCUCCUUCGUAUGGAGGUAGAUAGAGUAGUGUGUGCUGUAGCGACUGCCCUUAGAAACUUAGCCAUAGAUCAAAGAAAUAAGGAGUUAAUAGGAAAAUAUGCUAUGCGAGAUCUUGUCCAAAAAUUACCUUCGGGUAAUCCGCAACACGAUCAAGGCACAUCGGAUGAUACGAUUGCGGCAGUGCUGGCUACGCUUAACGAAGUAAUUAAGAAAAACGCCGAAUUUUCUCGGUCCCUUUUAGAAGCCGGCGGUGUGGAAAGACUGAUGACUAUUACGCGGCAACGACAGAAAUACACCCCGCGUGUACUCAAAUUCGCUGGCCAAGUGUUAUUCACAAUGUGGCAACACCAAGAGCUCAGGGAUGUCUAUAAGAAACACGGAUGGAAGGAGCAAGAUUUCGUAACGAAGACUGUGGCCGCCCGCAACGCUGGACCUAAUUCGCCUAACAACGCAAAUAGUACCUUAAAUAGACCGAUGGCUUCCCAAAGUGGCACAAGAUACGAGGAUAGAACCAUGAAACGCAACGCUCCUCCUCAAAGAGGUGCCGGCGUUCCUUCUUUGUAUCAAAGGAAUGAUGAAAUUCCUAUGGCGGAUAUGACGUAUCCAGACUCUUCAUCAUCUUUGGGACGUGCAUACCCGCCUGGUCCUGGCCCAAACCCUCCACCACAUCAGCCUCAGGUGCAGCCACAACCUGAACCAUUGUACGCCCAAGUCAACAUGGAAAAGAAGCGUAACCGUCAACCGAGCCUAGGGAACGCAAGCCUAAAUCAACAGGGCCCCACAACACAACCACAACAGCUACCGCUCACUAGUUUGCCCGCUGGAAAAGACUCAUGGGUUUAAAAAUUAAUAAUAAAUGAAUAAACCCCGAAAGUACACUGACUUGCAAGUUUCUCAAUGAUUUUUUAAUUGCAUAUUGUUUGUUAUGGCGUAGCACCCGACUAGGCAUUUUAGUAUACAUAGUUUGUUUUUGAUAAAAUUCCUAUGUAUAAUAUAAAACUGACAUUGUUACACUAUAUAGUUAUCAGACAUUUUAGUUUUUAAUCAAUUGCUGCACUGAUUCAAAUUUGAAAUUGACUUGACAAGGGUCACUUUUAGGACGGGCACAUCAAUUUUAGGAUGUAGUCUAGUACCGAAAAUUAAGACUCAUUGAUUUAUUUGCAUGACAGUUCAUACCAUUCCGCAACCCCAUCUCUACCAUUGUCUUAAGGACUAUGUCUCAAUUUUUAAUCUGUUGAUUCAGUUUUAAUUGCUCUUUAAUUAUGUGCAAUAUAAAUUAGAGAAAUAUUUAUAAUUAUUAUAAAAAAUAAAAGUGACUUCUGCAUUUAAAUGGUUAUAAGCUUAAGGCAUGCAUGAUUUCACUUAUUAUAAAUUGUUAAUGAAUUUGAUGUGACUUAAAUCAAAUUUUAUCUGUUCAGUGAUUCCAAAUUCUAUAUGAACGCGUAUAUGUGGGAGUGAUUUCUACAUUAUACACUUUUUAAAAAGUAUUAUUAGAUAUUUGAAUGGGUAUGGGACUGUACGAUAAUAUUUUGAAUUUGCGGGUUAAAUGUUGAGACUCGUAUAUUGACAUUAAAAUAGUUCUAGCCCCACAUUUUCUUAGGGUGAAUUGUUUUUUAAUAAAUUGAAUUACACGUAUCCGACACUGUUAAAUCUGACACUAAUCUAGUCAUCGGGCCUUCGCAACAAUUAGAUUGAUCAACCUAAUCUUGGACCAUCAUUCACUUCGGUUUAUUAUUUUUGGAGGAUGAAAAAGUGGGGCUAAAACAGAUUCUCUUGUCACCUUGUAUAUGUCCUACUCCUAUAGUUAUAUAUCAAUGUUCUGUCAAAUAUAUAAUGCACUGAUUCUCCAUUCAUUAAUUCAUAAUAAUUAUGUAAUAUUUUAGUUAUUGGAUACUGUGAUGUGCUUCAGAAUUUGCCUGUACAUAUUCAUUUAAAAUUUACUCUAUUAUUUCUAUUAGAAUUAUAAAUAGAUUAUUCAUGUAAUACCAAGGAAUUUCAUGUUUACACAACACAGAUUUAAUAUUUUAGUUCCCAUCGAAACAUUCAUCAAUUUUUUCGGUAUCGAAUUAACUCGUACCCAUUAAUUUUUAUCCAAAAACCAUGACCUAGUUGUUAAAUUUUCAUUACGCGUUGUUAGGAAUCACUAGUUCUUAUUAAAUGUAAUGAAAGUAACAUUUACUUUGCACAUUGCAUCCGUUCCUCGUGAUAUGGAGUGGUUUGUACAGCAUUUACGAAACAAAACGUGUACAAAAUUUCUAAAUUUCAGAUAUAUUUGACAAUUUAGUUUAAGUAGAUAUGUAUGUGUGUGUGGUAUUCUGAUCUCUUGUACGAGUAUUUAAAAUAUGGUAAAUUAAUUUAUUUUUCCGUAUACAUUCCAAUGAUGUGACAAGUUUUUCGACAUUUAUUUUGUAAAAAUCUGUGGUGUGAAAAGUAGAAAUUGUUGGACUGCCUAAUGGCAAUUGUUUUUGUUUUAUAUUGAGAAUAUUUAAUUUGUUUUCUAUUAUUUUUACAUAAUCUAGCAUAAAUUGUACACCAUUUACACACUGACAUAUUCAAACAUUACAAACUUAUACUUACAAAAGUUAAUAUUGUAUACAUAGGUAGAUUAAGAUAAAUAUUUGCUGUUAUUGGAUAAAAAAUUAGGACAGGGUGUUGAUAAAUGUUUCUUGAAUAGUGUGAAUUUUUGGUAAAUUGUAUUAUAUAGUAAAUGAAAUCAAGAAACAUAUUUAUUACAUGACAACUUUAAAAGAGGACAUCACCCUGCUUUUUGUUUUGUCUUUUUUACUUGACACUGUUACAGUAAUAUUUUAUAUUAAUUUAAAUGAAAAGCUAUAAGUCUGAUAUAAGUUUUUGAUGUAUCAAUGUGUCCUAUUAUACCUAUACCUAUAUAUUACAAAGAUGGCUUUUUAUAUGUUUAUAAAGAUUAUUUAAAUACUCAAAUCUUUAUUAAAUUUAAAGUAAAUCCAAUUAUUAGAACCAUUUCAAAUAUACCAUAGUCAAUUUAAUAUUGUUUAUAAUAAACUUAAUAUAAUUUAUUGUUGUUUCAAUUAUAAAUAUAAAAACAACUUUUAUCACAAUUUGUGCUUGCAAACCACUCACUAUAAAUAUUCAUGCGUUUUAUAAAAUCCAUAUUGUGCUGCAAAGAGUGAUAAAAGUUGUGCAGAUAUGUCAGGCAGUGAAAAGGAUCAAGCACAUGUAAAGGGAAAUUCUAUAAGGUUUGUAUAUAUUGUUUUAUUUAAUAAAGUAAUCAUAUAUAAAGUUUUA
Messenger RNA from Aethina tumida (small hive beetle), 5675 nucleotides. It is a transcript of the gene p120ctn, whose product is annotated as catenin delta-2. The record is from RefSeq and is a predicted model, not a curated record. NCBI's taxonomy places the organism in Eukaryota, Metazoa, Arthropoda, Insecta, Coleoptera, Nitidulidae. Gene Ontology annotation, biological process: cell-cell junction assembly; cell-cell adhesion. Gene Ontology annotation, molecular function: cadherin binding. Bases 357 to 3254 code for a protein of 965 amino acids. Gene Ontology annotation, cellular component: nucleus; plasma membrane; cytoplasm. The transcript has 10 exons.